AUGCGCGGUACGCAAUCGGAAUCGGUUGGGUGUGUCCUUCGUGGUCAGCUUGUCUUGGCUAUUACAGAGCCUACAAAGGUUCGUGAAGUCAAGUUGACUUUUCAAGGAAAGUCAAAAAUCUCUUGGGCUGAUGGAGCUGGUACCAGACAAUAUUAUCAUACAGAAGAAAGAAUUUUAUUCCAGCACGAUUGGAUAUUCCUCCCGGCUCAAAAGAAUGUUCACAUUCUUCAGCCUGACAAUUAUCACUGGGAUUUUGAAUUGGUUCUACCCGGAACCUUACCUGAGACGGUGGAAAGUUGUGAACACGGAAGCAUCAGUUACCAAUUGAAAGCUGUCGCCGAAAGACCUGCUCUGGCAAUCAACUUCACCACAAAACGUAAAGUAAACAUACAAAGAUGUCUACUGCCAAGUGAACUGGAAUAUAUGCAAAGCAUGAUAGUGUCUAAUACUUGGACCGAUAAGGUCGAAUAUGAAUUUAAUGUUGACUCUAAGGUGUAUACUUUAGGAGACACAAUUCGUGUAUCCAUGUAUUUAAGGCCUUUGAGGAAACAUCUGAACAUAAGAAAGUUCAGUUGUUUGAUCAAAGAAUACACCACCUAUCACAUCGGAGUUCGCUCGAAGGAAGAAACUCGACACGUCACUUGUUACUUUGACGAGGAAUUUCCUAACGAAGGCGAACCUUGGACAAGAUCCUUUGGUAUCACUCUACCCAAAUCAAUUUCCCUAUGUCACUAUGACUCUCAAAACGAAAUAGUUGACAUACGACAUAAGAUAAAGUUCAUCGUAUUAUUCACGGAGUCGGGGAAGAACCCCUCCGAGUUAAGGGCAUCAAUGCCAAUGGUGGUCACCCCAAUCUCUCCCACCAGGCGAUAUUUGGUGCAUAUUAAUGACGCAUUGUCAGGCGAAUCCCGAUGGAGGCAAAUUAAGUUAUCAAAAUGA
Acaulospora colombiana is the source of this 939-nucleotide messenger RNA. NCBI's taxonomy places the organism in Eukaryota, Fungi, Glomeromycota, Glomeromycetes, Diversisporales, Acaulosporaceae. The record is from the annotation of a GenBank genome assembly.